AUGUCCGGAUAUACACAAACCAAACUACCGCAAGUGCAAGUCUUGGAAAGAGACAACUCUCCCAGGCAGCAUAUUACGAUCGAUAUCCCCGAGCCCACAUACCAACAGCCAAGUCAGAGAAGCCCGGUUUUGGGAACAGCCCUCCAGGAUAUCGACCUGGAAAGAGGGAAUGGUUUUGAGCCUCUUACCAUGAACGAAGCCAAAUUGGCCCCGAAGAAGAAGAGAUAUAUCUUUGGAAUUCCCGACAAUCCCUUUGAGGACUCAGAGUCGGACAAUGAAUGGAUGCGGCACAUCGAUGAAGACGAGGCAAAGCCAGAAACCAACAAUUUUCAACAAGCGUCUGAGCAGCGCCGCAUUAUUUGCUGUCAUAAUACUUCGGGACUCACCCGGAAGAGAUCAUCUGUAUCAUGCACUGAGCUCAGCAUUGUUAUAGUUAUCAUGGUUGUGGCAGGACUCAUUAUUCUUCUACCGAAUUUGCUCGGGAGAGCCAAAUAA
Aspergillus oryzae RIB40 is the source of this 495-nucleotide messenger RNA. RefSeq lists its product as uncharacterized. The coding region runs from base 1 to 495 and encodes 164 amino acids. Lineage: Eukaryota; Fungi; Ascomycota; Eurotiomycetes; Eurotiales; Aspergillaceae. The transcript is spliced from 2 exons. The record is from RefSeq and is a predicted model, not a curated record.